GUGGUUGGUGAACACGGCUGGAGGAAAGAGACCGGAGGCAUUCGCCCUCCGCUCUCGGGGUCCUUUCGCUUUCGCGCGAGGUGGGGACCGAACGUUCCAUCAUGGCGUCUUACAGGGGCUAUGGUGAUGGCGGUGCUUACCGAUCCAGAACCGGCAUCGCUUCCAGUACUUUUGGCAGAACGGCGGGAAGCGGCUUGCCGAGCUGCAGAACCAGCUACUCCUCCAUCGGUUCUGGUUCCAGCCGCGUGCCAGCCAAGGAAAGAGUCUCCGGUUUCGGGAACGCGUUCCUGAAGAAGGAGAAGACAGACGAUAAACCUACUUUCAAGUAUUCCGGUACCAAAGAAGCCGAUAAAAGCCGGCUGCACGCCGGCAGGUCAUCGACGGAGGACGUAAGAGCGAAAAGUCCAUUAUCGAGCAGCAGAUCCUCCCUGUUCGAGAAGUACUCGUACCCAGCUGCGAAAACUUCAGACAGGCCGGCCUCCGUCUUGGACAGAUAUAACCGGGCCACUUCACGCGAGAAAAGCAGAGAGCCUGACGGAGUAUCCCGAUACGGAUCCAGCACGUAUCCCGGAUCAGGCCUGGCGAGGAGCUAUGGGAACGAAUGUAGAAUCGAGAAGAAAGAGCGGAGCGAUCAUCCGCCGGUCUCGUAUCGAGGAUUACGCUCGAACUCCGGGAGGAGUUCUCGCGAGCCCAGCCCGGAAGUCAGCGUCGGGAAGUCGAACUCCUUCAGGGUGUACUCGAGGGCGUCUUCUUACAGCCGAUCCGGUGCAAAUUCUAGUGCUUCCGAGUCGAGCUCGGCGCCUAUCUCGAGAUUCGGCUCGACAGCUAGUUCCCGGUUCCUCUCGUCGAGAAGCAGCAACGACCGAGUUCCCUCAGCCAUAAGCUACUCCGGAUCGGACAGGUUCCGAACUUCAGGCAGUAAGCCUAUGCCGGCGAACUCGAAGAACGAGGACAACGCGAGGGCCAGUUCAGACAAAGAUUCCAGUCAAGAGCCAUUUGCCAAGGGCGACGGUCUAGAGGCGGACAGUAGACUUCAGGACAAUGAUACCUUGACGUUAACCAUGGUUACCAGAGGGACGUCGCCGAGUCCGCCUGCGUCGUCGUCCUACGUGAGAAGCAGAAGGGCGGACAUAGGUAUCUCUCAUCAGAAAGAAGUAACGCGCGCCAGACGAAAAAGCGAAACUAAGGACCAAGAGGUUCAAUGCGAGAGGACCGAGGACAGCUCAAGAUUCUCGCGGUUCGGUGCUGGCGGUAGGAUCUCCGAGUCGCCGUGGUCGUCGUAUCUCGACAAAUUUUCUUCGUCGAAUUCCAGCGCGGGUCCGGUGUACGGCAGAGGCUUCAACGGUGGCGCGGCGAAUGCCCGGAUGAACAGCUUCGCGUUUAGCAGGCCGAACGAUAACGGGAUCGCAUCCAGGAACGAUUCCGCGGCAAAAGUGUCGCCGGCGUCUAGUCAAGAAAUCCAAGCCGGCAGGAGCCAAAAUGAGCAGACCGGCAAAGUUUUCGGUGGUCUGGGAUUCCCGAGAGCCGGCGCGGACUCCACGCUCGUGAAAGUCGAUCCCCCGAAGACGGGCGCCGCGCAGAGGGAAGAGAACGCGAGCAAGGAUCAAACGAACGCCAAACUGCAAAGCGGGGAUUCCCGACCCGCCGGCAAGUCGGACGCGAGAAACGAUCGGUUUUCCAAUUCGAAGGCGUUCAACAAUGACCCGUUGACCGUGCUAAAGAGGGAGGGCUCGCCGAAGCAGUCGGCCAUUGUCGCGAAGUCGUCAGACUCCCGGGAAAGUAUUUCCAGGAGCGAAGAAACGCACAGCAGCAGAGAAAGUUCUGCAUCGAAGAGCGAAGGCAAUCAAAGGAGACCGUCUAUACCGAGAUUGGGUCGCGGUCCGAUGAAGAACGAGGCGAAGAUCACGAAGUCCUCGUCCGGCUCGUCGACGAAGUCCGACGGGCUACGGGAGAGGAGGGGCUCGACACCUAAAUCCGACGCCGCCGCAUUCUCCAGGUCGGAGGAGUCUUCAAGAAUAGUUGAGGGAUAUUGCCAGGAACAAAGUGAAGAUAUUGCCUCCUCGAAGCGCGACAGUACUUCGGCCGGGAAGGAUUCGCUUCAGAGCGCAUCUCCCUUAAGCCGAUCUGCGACGCCUCAGUCACGCGGCGGCACUCCGAGAAAUCUUCCUCGUCAGAUGACGCGUACGGACUCGUCAGACGGGUCCGCUGUAAAUGUGCCAAUUGGCAGAUCGAAAUCGUCGUCAGCCAGUUCGAUGACGAGUCAAGGCUCAAAAAUAAAGGCGACACCGUCGCCAUCGCCGAGCAAAUCAUCGAGCGGUUCGACCGCAUCCUCAGUGAAUCUGAGACAGGGCGGUUCACCGGAUGCUCGUGGCAAACCACCUGUGCCGAAGACCGACGUGACGGCGUCGACCGCGUCAAAGUGCCUCGUGCCGGUGAAGUACGUGAACAAGGAUUUCCGGAAGUCCACCUUGAACAUGGAGAACGGGGAUCCUUCGCAGUCGAAGCUGACCAGAAAGAAGAAGAACCAACGCAGUAUGUCCGUCAGCUCUCAAGAUUCGCAGUCCGAACCGAACUCCGAACCGCUUAAUCAGGCUAUACCCUCGGAAUCCUCGAGCUCUCUGAAGACCAGCCAGUCGAGGUUACGGAUGCCUUCCAGCGCGUCGAAAACGACAACGAGCAAGAGCAGCUCGAGCAGCUCGUUGAGACCCGAAAAAUUCAGGGGCGGAUCGAAAUCACCGUCCGGGACAAGAGAGAAAGAGGACGGAAGCUCUAGUUCCAGCGGCAACACCGAGUCCAACUCGUCAAAUUCGACGAGCAGCGAAGAGGACGACGAGAAGCAAGAGAAACCUGGCUCAAGACGCCGGAGAAGACGCGCGUCCAAGUCGCCUUUCCGCGAGAAGAGAGGCAAGAUUAGCGCCGGGUCGUCCAGAACGAGCGUCGUCGCGUCGUCCGCCGACGAAAUGUCCCUGACCAUGGACAAACCACCCCGACCACCGUCCAGUCCGAGGUCCAGAAGCGAUCGAUCUGGAAAAACGGAAGAGGCAAAGUCAUUUCUGAUGAGGGCUCUCGCGCCAGUGACGAACCUUUUUAAGAACAAGCAGCAGGAUUCCGGCGAAUCCGGGAAAUCCGGGAGCUGGCUGGACUCCAACGAAGAGAACUCGGACGUCAGGAGGUCGGAGAACGGCACGGCGUCGUUGUCGAAGAGCCCUUCGAAGAGUGGUAGUUUCACGAACUCCGAGAGAGGCGACGACAGAAGGCAGAGUCGGGGGAAAAUCAGACGCGACCAUUCCGGAGAACAGCCAUGGUGGAUGGAUCCGAACUCCGACAACGUUCCUGAGGGUGUUGAAACCAUAAGCGUGUGUAACGACGACAUUAGCCAAGAGACGACCGUCAGUUGUACCUUACCUGACGAUGGUAAAUUUAAAUACAGAGUGUGGCGGGAAGAUUCCGGAGAACAAGCCUGGUGGUUGGACUCGAACGACAGCGUAGCUUCAGAGGAAACACAGAGGAAACACUCUUCAGCGACCUCGAGGCAGGAAUCGGGAGAGAAAGCUUGGUGGUUGGAUUCCAACGACAGCACUCGGUCGGAUGACACAAAGAAACAGUGUUCCUCCAUAACAUCGAGACACGACUCCGGUGACAGGUCUCGAUGGAUGGAUGGGAACGACAGUGUACUGUCGGAAGAGCCGAAGAGAUCAUCGAGCGCAGCGGUGUGGAGGCAAGAAUCGGGGGAGAGGGCGUGGUGGUUAGACGCGAACGAUAAUGUUUCAUCGGAGGAACCGAAAAAACAAUCUUCCUCGGCGUCUUCGAUCUCGAGGAGGGGGUCCAACCGGUGCAGCACCCGGUCCAGCGACAGAAGGAAUCGCAUCAAGCACCAGCAAUCCGGUGAACGGGCCUGGUGGAUGAGCGACGAUCCCGAGAACGUGCCUGAGGGAGUUGAAGUGAUUCCUGUGGCAACGACCGCAACUAGCAGUCCGCGUGUCAGCCACAGCGACGAAGUCGACAGCAGUCAGACUUACGGGAGGAACAUGCAUAAAAUCAGUCAUAUCGAGUCCGGCGAGAAAGCGUGGUGGAUGGACAGCUCGUCGAAUGUUCCUGAAGGCGUCGUCAAGAUCCCAGUGGAAACCUCGAACAGCACUUCGGAUUCAUCCGAGUCGUUCGAGAGAAUCGAUAUUGGCGUUCACCCUGAACCUGAGAUAUACGCGAGGAGAAGCCUCUCGAGAUUCCCUAUCGAGUUUCCGCCUCCGCCGCCCGACGAGCCACUCGGGGAUCGCGCCAGUCCCGAAGGGGUAGAGAACCCGCCGGACCCGCCGGACAAUUACGGUGGCCGAAACUCUCCUUACGACAACGUGCAGCCGACACCACGAAGAUCGUCACCAAGGAAACGGCCGUCCACGUUACCGCUGUUCAUCGGCGAGCACACUAACAUCGACGAUCUGCUGGGCGACACAGCCGCCCUAUGUCCUAGCCCGGUCGUGUCCCUUAUCCGCAAACGCGAACGCGAACGCAUCGAGGAGGAUUCCUCGGAGGAAAGUUCAGAAUGCGAAGAAAUCGACGCCACACAAGUAAUCAUUCACGACAGCACACCACAGACGCCGGUGAUACAACGGCGGCAUCGGGACAAUGAGAGACCACAGCCCGAUGGCUACAUUCCGCAUACCGGGGUGCUCUUUGUACACGAGGCCGGAUAGAGAGGGGGUUGUCCACGUGGCGGCGCCACCGUCGCCUCAGCGGCGACAGGUGUCCGCGACGUUCAGUGUCGCGGCGACCGCUCGCGAGGUAAGGCACGUUGUGUUAUCGGCUGGUGUGUCCGUUCGUUCGUUAGCUCCA
Nomia melanderi (Alkali bee) is the source of this 4830-nucleotide messenger RNA. The record is from RefSeq and is a predicted model, not a curated record. NCBI's taxonomy places the organism in Eukaryota, Metazoa, Arthropoda, Insecta, Hymenoptera, Halictidae.